CCUUGGUUACGGUUGGCAGAGGGAGGAGCUCGCGGGACCGGGUGGCUGUCACGCGGGGUGCUCGCCUGGCAAUCUGUUGCAAAACAGCUCCGCUGAGGACGAGCGUGAAGCGAGUUUCUCUCCUCCCCUUCCGUCCGGUGCAAGAAAACAGGUGGCUAACAUAGAGCAGGAAUGAAUCAGUGCCAGGAAACCGGUCAAACCGAGGACCAGGAGGAGGUGACAGAACUGGUGUGUCAGGAGGCUGAUCUCAAAGAUGGGCAAAUGAAAGAAGUAACUGUGGGGGAACAGAAAGUGCUGUUAGUUCGCACCCAGGGUCAAUACAGCGCUGUUGGAUCCAAGUGCUCUCAUUACAGUGCACCUCUGAUUAAAGGGGUAGUGGUUGGUACCAGAGUGAGAUGCCCUUUUCACGGUGCUUGCUUCAAUGUCAGAACUGGAGAUAUUGAGGAUUAUCCAGGACUGGACAGUCUACCCUGUUAUAAGACCAAGGUUGAAGAUGGCAACGUGUAUGUUUCCAUCAGCAAAAAAUUUCUGAAGGAGACCAAACGGGUGAAAGAGAUGUGCAGUGUGGCACCAGACAUCAAACAUACCAUUCUGCUAAUAGGGGGGGGACCUGCCUCUCUGGUCUGCGCUGAGAUACUUCGGCAAAACUGCUACCAGGGUCGCAUCGUCAUCAUAACCAAGGACUCCCUGCCUCCAUUUGACAAACCCAAGCUGAGUAAGGCUUUGAAUGUGGACAGCAUCAGCAUCCUUCUCCGUUCAGAUGACUUCUAUCAACAAUACGGGAUAGAGGUUUGGACGCAGAAGGAGGUGGUGUCGGUAAACCCUGCCAACAAGGAAGUGAAGAUGAGUGACGGCACUCUGCAGCGUUACGACCAGCUCCUCAUUUCAACAGGUUGCAGAGCACGGCCACUCACCUGUCCUGGUUCAGACCUGAAAGGAGUAAAGUUACUGGAGACUUACAAAGAUGCCAAAGAACUUCACGGCUCCUGUCUUGGCCAGAAAGUAGUUGUUACCGGAGCAUCCUUCAUAGGUAUGGAGGUGGCAUCCUACUUUUCAGACAAAGCUGCCAGUGUGGCUGUAGUUGGCACUACUCGAUACCCGUAUGAGCGCGCUCUGGGACCAGAGAUCGGCCAGCUGAGUAUGCAAAUGUUGGAAGAAAAAAAUGUGAAGUUCCACAUGAGCGAUCAAGUCGCGGAGAUCAGAGGAGAGAAUGGGAAGGUGAAGGAGGUGGUGUUGAAAAGUGGUGCAGUCCUGGAAGCUGAUGUUGUGAUUGCUGGAAUUGGUGUAAUCCCCAAUUCAGACUUAUUGGCAGGAAGCGGGGUGGAAGUGGAUUCAAGGAAAGCUGUGAUUGUUGACAAGUUCAUGAGGACCAACAUACCAGAUGUUUUUGCUGCUGGAGAUGUUACCUCCUUCCCUCUGACCAUUCGAGGCGAUCAGAUGGUCAACAUUGCUCACUGGCAAAUGUCACAGGCUCACGGAAAAGUGGCAGCACUAAACAUGCUGAAGAAAUCGACAAAAAUAGAGUCUGUUCCUUUCUUCUGGACUGUUUUGCUUGGGAAGAGUUUCCGAUACACUGGCUAUGGGGAAGGCUACACAGAAAUUAUAUUCAAAGGCAAAGUAGAAGAGAGGAAAUUUCUGGCUUUCUAUAUAAAGGAUGAUGUGGUGGUAGCUGCAGCCAGCCUGAUGUUCGAUCCUGCUGUUUCUCAUAUUGCAGAACUGAUGGCUAAUGGCCAAAUCUUAACAAAAGCACAGGCUCAAGCUGAAGACCUGAGCUGGCUCCAGAUGUAACCAGGAUUAACACCUCUCAGCGAGUGUCACCUCUUGCCUUGUUUUUCUCUCCUUUGUGACAUGAUGCCAGUUUGCUCCACUUCCUGCCUCAGGCUGCCUGGAAACC
Messenger RNA from Archocentrus centrarchus (flier cichlid), 1894 nucleotides. RefSeq names its product apoptosis inducing factor mitochondria associated 4 (gene aifm4). Gene Ontology annotation, molecular function: 2 iron, 2 sulfur cluster binding; oxidoreductase activity, acting on NAD(P)H. The record is from RefSeq and is a predicted model, not a curated record. The coding region runs from base 172 to 1788 and encodes 538 amino acids. NCBI's taxonomy places the organism in Eukaryota, Metazoa, Chordata, Actinopteri, Cichliformes, Cichlidae. The transcript is spliced from 19 exons. Gene Ontology annotation, cellular component: cytoplasm.